Arvicola amphibius (Eurasian water vole) is the source of this 2198-nucleotide messenger RNA. It is a transcript of the gene Trim45, whose product is annotated as tripartite motif containing 45. The record is from RefSeq and is a predicted model, not a curated record. NCBI's taxonomy places the organism in Eukaryota, Metazoa, Chordata, Mammalia, Rodentia, Cricetidae. Gene Ontology annotation, cellular component: nucleoplasm; chromatin. Gene Ontology annotation, biological process: positive regulation of DNA-templated transcription. Gene Ontology annotation, molecular function: zinc ion binding; ubiquitin-protein transferase activity; protein binding.
CGAAAUGCAGGGGUCUGGUGGUGGUUGCAGGACUAGCUGGGACUAGAUCUAGAAGCGCUUGCGAGGGGACGACUUCGGUGAUUGAGGAGGGCGUGGACGAGUCUGGUAUGGGAUGCAGUGGAAAGGAAGGGCCCAGUCCACAAAUCCGGAGUAGCUCUGUGGAUGAACCCGAGGCACCCUCUUCCCGGUUGCCCUUUUAUUUGGCAACACGAGAGCCCACAUGUUCUCUGUUCAAAUUCUGGGAAACUCUGUUUCUGGGUGAAUUUAUCCUGCAUUGUAGGAACUCCCCAGGGCCUUUUCUGAUACUUUGUACAGACGUGGGAAAGAUGUCAGAAAACAGGAAGCCACUUCUGGGUUUCGUGCACAAACUCCCCGAUGCGAACGCAUCUGGGAACUCAGGCAAGACUCACUGCCCUUCGUGUCUGGGGCUUUUCAAAGCCCCCAGGCUCUUGCCUUGCUUGCACACGGUGUGCACCACAUGUCUGGAAAAGCUGGAACCGUUCUCGGUAGUGGACAUCCGUGGAGGUGACUCAGACACAAGCUCUGAGGGGUCCCUCUUCCAGGAACCCAAGCCACGCAGCUUGCAGCCGCAGGUUGGCAUCCUCUGUCCGGUAUGUGAUGCUCAGGUGGACCUGCCCUUGGGUGGAGUGAAGGCGUUAACGAUAGACCACCUGGCCUUGAAUGACGUGAUGCUGGAGAGUCUGCGUGGGGAAGGCCAGGGCCUGGUGUGUGACCUGUGCAGCGACCGAGAAGUAGAGAAGAGGUGUCAGACCUGCAAGGCAAUUCUCUGCCACUUCUGCUGCCAGGCUCAUAGGCGGCAGAAGAAGACGAUGUAUCAUACCAUGGUGGACCUGAAAGACUUGAAAGGCUACAGUCGGGUUGGAAAGCCCAUCCUGUGUCCUGCUCACCCUGCGGAGGAGCUGAGGCUGUUCUGUGAACUCUGUGACCGGCCAGUGUGUCGGGACUGUGUGGUUGGGGAGCACCGGGAGCACCCCUAUGACUUCACCAGCAACGUCAUCCACAAGCAUGGAGAUUCUGUGCGGGAGCUCCUGAGAGGCACCCAGCCCCACGUGGAGGCCCUGGAGGAAGCCCUGGCUCAGAUUGAAAGCAUGAACAGUGGCCUCCAGGAGCGAGUGGAGGCCGUGGCGGGUGACGUCCGAACAUUCUCUGAGGGCUACAUCAAAGCCAUCGAGGAACACCGGGACAGACUGCUCAAGCAGCUGGAUGACAUACGGGUCCAGAAGGAAAAUUCUUUGCAGUUGCAGAAGGCCCAGCUGGAACAGUUGCUGGCUGAUAUGCGGACAGGGGUGGAGUUCACCGAGCACCUGCUGACCAGCGGCUCGGACCUAGAAAUCCUCAUCACCAAAGGGGUGGUGGUCGAACGGCUCCGGAAGCUGAACAAAGUUGAGUACAGCGCCCGCCCGGGAGUGAAUGAUAAGAUCUGCUUCUCUCCUCAGGAGAAGGCUGGCCAGUGCCGGGGCUAUGAAGUCUACGGGGCCAUUAACCAAGAAGUUGAUCCCGCUAAAUGUGUCCUUCAGGGAGAAGAUCUCCACAGAGCUCGAGAGAAGCAGACAGCCUCUUUUACCCUGCUUUGUAAGGAUGCUGCCGGAGAGAGCAUGGGCCGGGGAGGAGACAACGUCCAGGUCGCAGUCGUCCCCAAAGAUAAGAAAGACAGUCCCGUCAGAACGGUGGUCCAGGACAACAAGGAUGGAUCAUACAAUGUUUCCUUCACCCCAAGGAACCUGGAGGUCUACACCGUGUGGGUCUGCAUCAGAGAGCAGCAUGUGCAGGGCUCACCAUUCACCAUGACGGUGAGGAGAAAGCAUCGCCCGCAUCCAGGGGUGUUUCACUGCUGCACCUUCUGCUCCAGCGGAGGCCAGAAACUGCACGCUGUGCCUGCGGAGGCCACCAUGCCAGGUGGGUACCUCGGCUGUGGCCAUGGACACAAAGGACACCCAGGUCGUCCGCACUGGUCUUGCUGUGGGAAGUUCAUGGAGAAGUCUGAAUGCACAUACACAGGUGGGCAGAGCGCACCGAGGAGUCUGCUUAGGACUGUGGCCCUCUGACAGCUUACUGGGUACAAGUUCAGUCUGGUAAACUUGAAGCCAGCAUUACUUCAGAUGUGCGGAGGACCGAAAAGCUUGAGUAGUUCUAAAGAGACUGACAGAAUUAAAGACAGAGUGCUUUCUCUAACCUAA